Alternaria hordeiaustralica is the source of this 1155-nucleotide messenger RNA. RefSeq lists its product as uncharacterized. The coding region runs from base 1 to 1155 and encodes 384 amino acids. Gene Ontology annotation, cellular component: cytoplasm. The record is from RefSeq and is a predicted model, not a curated record. Gene Ontology annotation, molecular function: oxidoreductase activity. The transcript has 3 exons. NCBI's taxonomy places the organism in Eukaryota, Fungi, Ascomycota, Dothideomycetes, Pleosporales, Pleosporaceae.
AUGAAGAGCGACCGCACACCGGUAGCAGAUCCCGUACACUCAUUCUGGACUUCUGUAUCCAAUCCUCUUGAUGACCUACUGAGUACGGAUGACCUUUCCACUGAGGCAGACAUUGUAAUCAUCGGUGCGGGAUUUGCCGGGGUUGCGACAGCUUAUAAUAUUCUCACAUCAUCCUCGUCGUCCCCGAAGCAAUCUGUCCUCAUUCUAGAUGCUCGCAAGAUUUGUUUUGGUGCCACUGGUCGCAAUGGCGGGCACGUAAAGCCAGACCUUUACUUCAACGUCUCGAAAUAUGUAUCCAUGGAUGGUGCGAGCGCUGCAGCGGAAGUUACAAAUUUUGAAGCGGCGAAUGUGUACGCAGUCAAAGAGCUUGUUGAGGCUGAGAAGUUGGACUGUGACUUACAUCUUACGAGAGCGAUCGAUGUGUAUCUGGAUGCCGAUCAUGCCAGGCAGACGGAGGCGGCGUGGGAGAUGCUAAGGAGGGAUAAUAUUGUCGAACUAAGAGACGUAGCUUGUGUCUCUAAAGAAGAUGCAGAGAGGGUAUCGGGAGUCAAGGGCGCUCAGCUGGCUGUCAGCUUUACUGCAGCGCACUUGUGGCCACGAAAGAUGGUGCAUCAAUUGCUAGCGAAGCUACUCGAGCAAGACCAUAAGCUCAAUGUUCAAGCAAAUACACCAGUGACGUCUGUAUCCGACACGACGGACGAGGCAGGAAGAUGGAUAAUAGAAACAUCGCGCGGCACUAUCAAAGCCACAAAGGUCAUCCACGCCACCAACGGCUACGCGAGCCAAGUUCUGCCCGAAUACACGCGAAGCAUAACUCCGAUCCGCGGCGUCUGCAGCCAUAUCGACAGCGCAUUGAAGCAACACGCACCACAUCUCAACAACACUUACGCCCUUCGUUUCGACGGCCGAAAUUACGACUAUCUCAUUCCCCGAGCAGACGGAAGCAUCAUCGUUGGAGGCGCAAGGCAGCGGUUCUGGCACAAGCCUGAGCGCUGGUUCGACACCGUGCGCGAUGACGAGCUUGUUGAUGAAGCAACGACCUACUUCGACGGGUACAUGCAGCGCCACUUCCGCGGAUGGGAGGAUACGCAAGCGCAGACAAAGAAGGUGUGGACUGGAAGCAAGUAUCGUAGUCUCCUGCCCAUGCGCAACUAA